UACUUCCGUAAACAAUAUUGGCAGGUGUUAUUAAUGGAUGCAUACCUACUGUUGUUUUUCUAAAACAAGUUUUACUGUUGUGACAUUUAUUCUAGACUGAAAGUGAAACUUGAAUAGCAUAAUAUUCAAUUUCUCAGUCAAGAUGAGUUUAAUGAACCAAGGAAGAAACGAAAUCAGGUUUAAUAAUAGUGGUGGAAAAUGUCUUUUAGAAAAUUGGGUGGAGGAGAGAAAUGUUUCACACUUAGAUCAAUCAAAUAAAGAUUUAGAUAAACAUACUCAAUCAGAAAUAUUACGAGCCGGCCAUCCAGGUUUAUUAACUACAACAUUUAACAGUAAAGUAGAAGAUUUAACAACAUUUCGUGUCUCCUAUAAAAAGCCAGAAACUCCUAAUGUCAGACAAGUGGGUGCUAAGAAACAGUUAAUGGAACAGAUGUUAUAUGAGCAGCUCAGCAAAGAAGUAAAUGAAGAAUUUAACCCACCCCCUCCUGCUACAGAUUUCCGAUCUGUGACUAUCGUUGAUUAUACAAAAGAUUUUACACCAGAAGAACCCAUUAUUGAUACGUCGAAGCACAAUUACAAAACAGAACAACCAGUAACAUUCUGGACAGAACACCGAGAUAGAGUAACGGGAGUUACGCAAGUUAAAACAGGUGAUAGUGGAUUUAGAAAGAAUGAUGCGUUUAGUAAACCUAUAGAUGAAUAUUGGGAUGAACCACAACCAUAUGAACUUGAAAAUUAUCCUAAGAUGUAAUGUUUUAUGUAUUUAUUGAUUUUAUUGUAUAAAAAUAUAAAAUUCAAA
Patella vulgata (common limpet) is the source of this 799-nucleotide messenger RNA. RefSeq names its product sperm-associated antigen 8. Gene Ontology annotation, cellular component: nucleus; cytoplasm. The record is from RefSeq and is a predicted model, not a curated record. Gene Ontology annotation, molecular function: microtubule binding. Lineage: Eukaryota; Metazoa; Mollusca; Gastropoda; Patellidae. The transcript has 6 exons. The coding region runs from base 143 to 751 and encodes 202 amino acids. Gene Ontology annotation, biological process: positive regulation of transcription by RNA polymerase II.